AUGUCUCUGAGCAGUUCAUCAACAACUGCCACGGCCGAGGCCAACACGACCCUAUCUCUCCGAGGGGAAGACGCCCCGCAGCAAGAACCGACGCCCAACGCGGCCAUCUCCCGCGGUGAUGUCCUUCCAGACAUUCCCAGAUUCCCCUCGUACCGCGAGGAGCGCCGGCACCAUCUGAUCCAGAUGGCGGCGACGUUCCGCAUGUGGUCCCGGCGGGGCUACACGGAGGGACAAUCCGGGCACAUCUCCAUCCGAGACCCCGAGUUCCCGACUCUUAUGUGGAUGAACCCUCUCAGCCGACACUUUGGCAGCCUGACAGCGGGCGACAUGCUCUGCGUCGAGAUCGAGACGGGCCGCAUCGUCGCCGGCCGGAGGAAUCCGCGCACGGGAGGUCGCACGGUCAACGCGGCGGGCUAUUGGAUCCACUCGGCUAUCCACAGGGCCCGACAGGACGCCCACUCUGUCUGCCACGCGCACACCAUCGCGGGUCGGGCCUGGUCCGUCUUCGCCAGGCCUCUGGAGAUGAUCACGCAGGACGUGUGCACCUUCUACGGCGCGCACACCGUCUACGACGAGUACGAGGGCAUCGUGUUUGGCGGGGACGAGGGCAGGAACAUUGCCCGCUCGCUGGGCACCCACAACAAGGCUGCCAUCCUGAUGAACCACGGCCUGCUCACGGUGGGACAGACGGUGGCCGAGGCCGGCUUCCUCUUUGGCCUGCUGGACAACUCGUGCGCUAUACAGCUGCAGGCCGAGGCGGCGGCGGCAAGCGGCAUCGGGAAGAGGUAUAUCGGCGACGAGGAGGCUGCAUAUAACUUCAGGAUGGCCAGCGAGGCCAACGUGCUGUACAGGGAGGGGCAGUCGGACAUCGAGUAUGAGAUUGACGCCGUGGGCGGCGAGGAGGCGCUCGCCAAGGGGUUCGAUGACCUGGAGAUUAUGGUGUAG
Messenger RNA from Geosmithia morbida, 945 nucleotides. Its product is annotated as Ribulose-5-phosphate 4-epimerase/Fuculose-1-phosphate aldolase. The transcript has 2 exons. The coding region runs from base 1 to 945 and encodes 314 amino acids. Gene Ontology annotation, cellular component: cytoskeleton. Gene Ontology annotation, molecular function: actin filament binding. The record is from RefSeq and is a predicted model, not a curated record. Lineage: Eukaryota; Fungi; Ascomycota; Sordariomycetes; Hypocreales; Bionectriaceae.